UGCCAGUGUGACGUAUUAUCUAAUGGACGGGACAUUCCUUCAACAACAACAGCUAGUCAGACACCUCGGUAGCGUUUUAGCAAACAUAGCUAACACUUUCACGCUCUUUACACUGUUUUGUUAUAUAUUAGUCGCUGUGUAUUAAUCACAAUUCUGUUGUAUGUACUUGUUGGGCCAUUUAAUUAUAUAUUUACGUUGUUUGUCAGCUAGCUGGUUUGCUAAGUUAGCUUAGAACUAGGCUAGUCGCUAAUGCUAACUAGCUAACAUCCCCGACCAUGAGUUCACUAAGCUACUCUCCUGAUAAAGAAGAGGUCUGCUGGACGGAGAAAGACACCCUCGUCAAAGAGGAGGCCGAAGAGGAGGCUGUUACAAUACAAAAACAAGUAGAGGGUGAGGCUGUUACCGUGAAAGAAGAAGAGAAAGACGUUUCAGUGAAAGAAGAGGAAGACGCGUUCAGAGUGAAAGAGGAAGAGGAUGAUACAGUAAAAGAAGAGAAAGAGGAGGAUUCCGUUUUUGGAGUGAAAGAGGAGGAGGGGGAGAUGACUGUCACAUUGGAGGAAGAAAAGGAGGUUGGAGAUCUGUUUAACACCAGAGAUAGAACUGACUACCAUGGGUCCUCUGAGGAGCCUCAACAACCUCAUGAUGCUGACAAGGCAGAGAAGAGUCUCUCCACAUCAGAACACCUCAAGAAACACGAGCAGAGAUCGACAGGGAAUAAAUCUCACUGCUGCUCUGACUGUGGGAAGAGAUUCACCUCCUCAGCAGGCAUUAAAAUUCAUCAGAGAAUCCACACAGGAGAGAAACCUUUUACCUGUACUCAAUGUGGGAAAAGUUUUACAACAUCUGGCCAUCUGACUCUACACCAGAGAACACACACAGGAGAGAAACCUUAUAGCUGUGGUCAAUGUGGGAAGAGUUUUUCCUCAUCUAGCAGUCUCACUCAACACCAGAGAAUACACACAGGAGAGAAACCUUAUAGCUGUGGUCAAUGUGGGAAGAGUUUUGGUCAAUCUGGUGAUCUGACAGUGCACCAGAGAAUACAUACAGGACAGAAACCUUAUAGCUGUGAUCAAUGUGCCAAAAGUUUUGUUGGAUCUGGUCUGCUGACAUUACACCAGAGAACACACACAGGAGAGAAACCUUAUAGCUGUAAUCAAUGUGAGAAGAGUUUUAAUACAUCUGGCCAUCUUGUUGUACACCAAAGAACACACACGGGAGAGAAACCUUACAGCUGUGAUCAAUGUGGGAAGAGUUUUACUCAGCUAAGCAACCUGAUAUCACACCAGAGAACACACACUGGAGAUAAAUCUUAUAGCUGUGAUCAAUGUGGGAAGAGUUUUACUCAGCCAAGCAACCUGACACGACACCAGAGAACACACACGGGAGAGAAACCAUAUAGCUGUGAUCAAUGUGGGAAGUUUUUUUUUACAUCUAGCCAUCUGAAGAUACACCAGAGAACACACACAGGAGAGAAACCGUAUAACUGUGAUCAAUGUGGGAAGAGUUUUGUUACUUCUGGCCAGCUGACAUUACACCAGAGAACACACACGGGAGAGAAACCUUAUAGCUGUGAUCAAUGUGGGAAGAGUUUUACUACAUCUAGCAAUCUGACUAUACACCAGAGAACACACACAGGGGUUAAAGGUUAUAGCUGUGACCAGAGAUAAUCUGAUUAAAGAUUUCUGAUCAAAUAUUAGAAAAUACAUACAUGAAGGAGUUGUUUAAUGAUUUCAAUGAAUUAACGUCACAAUUUAGAAAGUUUUUUUACAUUGUAGAAGGAGUAUUUUAAUGAUGUCACAAUGUAGAACCCUAAACGUUUGUAAGUCGCUCUGGAUAAGAGCGUCUGCUAAAUGACUUAAAUGUAAAAUGUAAAUGUUUGCCCCCUGUUCUAUUGAUUUCAGCAUGAUAUGGAUAUUAGCCCCAGGGGAUAAUUCUAGGCUCUGAAUUGAAAGAGUACUAUUUAUAUGAUUUAACAAAAAUUGACUAACAAAAAAAGAACUGUGUUGGUGACCCACUGGAAUCAAAAUGCAACACUUCAAAAUGUAGUGAUGUACACAUCAUUCCCAGAUUCCGUGUGGGUUUUGAGCUGUUAGUUUUAACAGGACGUGCAACCUCAUCUCUCUCCUCUGGCACAAUUGAUUUCAACAUGAUAUCGAGGAGUUAUGACAAAUAAGUGUUGUGCUCCUUUGUUUAGCGACCCCUACAUUUAAAUGCAUCACUCCAAAAUGUAGCUGACUGUCUUCUGCAGGUUGUCCUCUAACCAGUGAGGUAAAAUAUAUCUCCCAUUUCCAUGUUUUUCUUUGUUGUGUUAGUUUCAACAGCACAUACAACCUGAUUUCCCCCCUUAUCGAUAAGUGAUUAUUGCUACUUGUCAAUACAACAGCGUUUUUGGUGCUUGUGCAGUAAAGGAGCUUGUUUAAAUAAAUACAAGAAAUAUGAUUAUUGUGGCAGAUGUUUGUGUAUAUAGCACAUGUUAUAUUUAGGUUUUCAAUGUAUCCCAAACUGUUUCUGCAUAUUGGUUAUUGAUUUGGACUGUGUUUUGACAGUGGCCUCUCCCAUCUAGCAAAAUGUUAUUGAAAAGAUGUUGAAAAUAUGACUAUGCAACCAAAUAUUUCAUAUUUACAUUUCAUGUAACAUUUAGUAGUGAUAUUUAUUCAUGCAACCAACUGACAGUUUUUUGGGUACAAUUAUAUUGACAUUGUUUCCCUGCUUUUAGAAUAUCAGGGUUAUUUCUCACAUGUGCCAACCCAAAUGUACUAGAGCAUGACAUUGGGGACUGGGCCCCGAUCCAACAACAUGCCUAUCCAGUGAACCCUGAAAAAAGAGAGAAGCUCCGCAGUGAGGUGGAAAGUUACCACGGAUAAUGCAGGAGUUUCCCACAUGUCUGUCGUAAGGACAAUUUGGUUUCUGAUUGUCUCAAGGGUGGGCAGUCAAAAAGUUUUGCGUUUAGCCAGGGAGUUGCCAUGGAUUACAAUGUAUUUUGACUGCACGUUUUUCCGUAUUUGGAGAUGAUUUUUGUUUGGGCUCGUUCCGAGGGGGCGAGAGUUCUAGAAGCUAGUGAGUUUUAGGAAGACGAGAGUUCUGGAAACUUGAGUUUUUCAAAAAAUUAAGAUGGUAGACAAAUAUAUAUAUUUAGAAAUGUGUUUUUUCCUGUUUUUAAUUGUUGACAGUCAGUGGACACCAUGUUUAUAUUGGUGAAGGUAAAGCAUUGUAGUUGAUUUAUAAUGUGAAAUGCAAGUUGUUUUCUGUUGGUGGUGAGCAAACUUGUCCAACAAAAACAUAGGAUAUUUUUGUUGUCUUAAUAAAGGGGAAGGUGUUACAGGCUUUGGUUUUACCAUUUAUGUUUUAAUGUUGGACUUUAGCUCGUGAGCCCGAAACGUUUGUUAGCACGAAGGACGCACUGAUUGGCGUCACCUCGUUAGUCAGUAUGUGUUACACCUGUGCUGGCUUGUCCAUCUCGUUAGUGGGAAGGUGUUUCACCUGAGCUGGUCCAGGUUUUAUUUAAGAGUGUCUGGCCCAGUGCUUCAGUUGUCUUGAUAGAUGUGGAGAGUCAACACCUUCAGUUGCUCCACCUUUUUGGUUUGCUUCCUGUCUUUAAGUUUGUUAGUAUAGUUUUUCUUUUUGUUUGCCUCUUCCUGGGAUGAUUUAGUGGGUCUCAUUGUGGGUGUCUUUUAGGUCCCAAUUGUUGUUACUAGUCAAUUUUCAGUGGACACCCUCAUAGUGUCUUUCAGAACCCCUCCAAAAACAAGCUUAUAUUUUGGGUUGGAUAUUGCAUACGAUUAAUAUUUUAAUCAAUGGAAUUUCCUUAGGGUGCUCGUUAUUCUUCUGUUGUGUACUAAAUAUGUUUUUGUUUUCAUUGUGUUACAUUCAUGCCUGAAAUGUGCUAUAUAAAUAAAGCUUGAUUUGAUUCCAACA
This is a messenger RNA of Oncorhynchus keta (chum salmon), 3915 nucleotides long. Its product is annotated as zinc finger protein 501-like. The transcript has 2 exons. Bases 276 to 1667 code for a protein of 463 amino acids. Lineage: Eukaryota; Metazoa; Chordata; Actinopteri; Salmoniformes; Salmonidae. The record is from RefSeq and is a predicted model, not a curated record.